UAACACUAUUCUAUGAGUGUGUUUAAUCUAGUUUAUUGUUUUUAAUAAUUCUUAUCAAAAUACAAGCAAUUAAUUAAAAAUUAAACAAUAGUUUAGAAAUAUUUAUUGAGCAUUUAUUGGUGAAAAUUCAUACCCGACAUUAAAAAGCUAAAACUUCUGUGUUUAAAAAGUUUAAAACAAGAAAAAUGCUACAAAAUAUAAUAGAUUUUUGCAAUUAUUGGUGGUUUCGCUAUUUAAUGGUCACCGAAUUAUACAUGGUGGAGAAAUGGGAACGCAUAACAAUACAUGUGAUAUUUGCAGUAUUAUUUAUACUUUUUUGGUAUUUCAACUAUUCCGUACUACUUUCAUUCACUGGCAGUUUAUUUGGCAUAACUCCUAUAUCAACAAUAAUGGAACAACAAAGUAGUAAGCUCGCCGUAUAAUAAGCUCUUAAAUUAGUUAAUUAUUAAGAACAACAACCAAAAUGUUUGCUUUUAAAUGUAAAAAAAUUAAGUUCCCUAAGCAAAUUACAACAGAGAGGCAUAUUUAUUAGAAAUAAACAAAAACGUAUUAUAGUAUUUAAAAAAAAUAUAUAAAAAAAAGAACAAACAUUAAUAAAAUGCUUUGCUAUUGUAAUUUGUACUUAAACACACAAAAAAUGUAACUGAAAAAACUGAUUAUAAAAGAAGCCUUAAAUUAAAAAUACAACACAAAAACUUUAACACAUAAA
Messenger RNA from Lucilia sericata (common green bottle fly), 709 nucleotides. RefSeq lists its product as uncharacterized. NCBI's taxonomy places the organism in Eukaryota, Metazoa, Arthropoda, Insecta, Diptera, Calliphoridae. The transcript is spliced from 2 exons. The record is from RefSeq and is a predicted model, not a curated record. Bases 186 to 422 code for a protein of 78 amino acids.